This is a messenger RNA of Capra hircus (goat), 2586 nucleotides long. It is a transcript of the gene TRADD, whose product is annotated as TNFRSF1A associated via death domain. The record is from RefSeq and is a predicted model, not a curated record. Gene Ontology annotation, biological process: extrinsic apoptotic signaling pathway; positive regulation of canonical NF-kappaB signal transduction. Lineage: Eukaryota; Metazoa; Chordata; Mammalia; Artiodactyla; Bovidae. Gene Ontology annotation, cellular component: tumor necrosis factor receptor superfamily complex. Bases 1115 to 2053 code for a protein of 312 amino acids. Gene Ontology annotation, molecular function: transmembrane receptor protein tyrosine kinase adaptor activity. The transcript is spliced from 6 exons.
AAAUGAAAAUGUGGGUCUCUGUUUAAAAUAUUAGCGAGGAUUUCAAGACCGUGACAGCAGAGAUGUAACCAAGCUAUUAAACCAAGCCUGGGACUGUGUACACAGAUCUCAGACCCAUUAAAUCUGCCUGGGAUGCUGAGCAUUUCUGAUUCUUCCUUUAAACUAUGUUCUCACUUGUUGAACAAAUCCACGUUUUAUAAUAUUCUAUUAGGAGGAACUCAACCACGAUCCAUGCACCAGGUUGAUAAAACCAAAUACCCGGAUUUGGGACGAUGCUGUCAGAUCUUUCUCCUAGUAACCAGUCUUCUCUGAGGAAGUUGGAGGGCCAUUGCCCAGGCCCUGACUCCAGACCACCACGUCUUCCCCAAUCCCUCGUCCCAAUCUCCCUCUAAAGCACCAUCACGGCGGCCAGAGAGCCCGGACUAGUCUUACAGAGAUCACUGAACUGCUUGCCUCCCAACUUAGACCCUGAGUACUUAGGGAACGAUGGAGCCCAAGCACCAAGGGCCAUUGAAAUGGCUUCUAAAAGGGCGCUGGACAUUUGUUCACACUACAGAUUUCAUGGCCCCACCUACUAAAUCAAGCUCUCCUCAAACAGUAGGGCCCAGGAAUAUGAAUUUCAACACGUGCAGGUGUAUGCCACAGGUCCCAAGUUGAGAAACCCGGUCCUAGUCCCACCCGUCACUAGAGAGUGACGGCAGGGUUAAUAGGGCGAGAACAUUAAGGAAAACUUUUAAUUGGCAGGGUGCAGGAGCCAAUCAGGAAGCAGAGGUGCGGGUGGGGCAUAGCUGAAUACGCAAGGAGAAGGGAGGCUCCUUCCUCCACUUCACUGGGGGAGACAACAUGGGUUAUUCCAAUGAGAGGCCUGCGAGGCAGAGAAAAUCUUGGGGUUGUGGGGGCCUGAGGGACUCUGGAUUCAAAUUCCGAUCCUGAACCCCGAGCAGCCCAGGCGGUUUAGGCUCCACUGGAAUUCCGCAGACCCACAUCAGAGCGCGGCCUUUGUUGGAGACUGCUAACUGUCCCUGCUGGAAUUUGUGUCUCGAGUACCCGGGAGUUUCUGAUACCCUCCGCCACGCUUGAACUUAGCACCCAGUUCAGAGUGUCAGGAGGCAAGAUGGCGGCUGGGCCAAAUGGGCUUGAGGAGUGGGUGGGCAGCGCAUACCUGUUUGUGGAGUCCUCGCUGGACAAAGUGGUCUUGUCCGAUGCCUACGCUCACCAGCAGCAGAAAGUGGGAAUGUACAGGGCUCUCCGGACUGCCCUGGCAGAGAGUGGCGGGAGCCCCGAUGUGCUGCAGAUGCUCAAGAUCCACCGCAGCGACCCGCAGUUGAUCGUGCAACUGCGUUUCAGCGGGCGCCUGGCGUGCAGCCGCUUCCUCCGAGCCUACCGCGAGGGGGCGCUGCGAGCCACGCUGCAAGGGUGCCUGGCUCGGGCACUGGCCCUGAACUCGGUGCCGUUGCAACUGGAGCUGCGCGCUGGCGCCGAGCAGCUGGAUGCCUUGCUGACCGACGAGGAGCGCUGUUUGAACUGCAUAUGCGCCCAGAAGCCUGACCGGCUCCGGGAUGAGGAACUCACCGAGUUGGAGGAUGCGCUCAGGAAUCUGACGUGCGGCUCGGCGGCGGGCCAAGGGAGAGAUGUGCAAGGCACUCCAGCCCCCUCGCAGUCUCUGGCACCUUCUCCGCCGGAGGAGAAACCGCCACCACCGCCGCCUGGCCAGACUUUUUUGUUCCAGGGUCAGCCCAUAGUGAACCGGCCGCUGAACCUGCAGGAUCAACAGAAGUUCGCCCGCUCCGUGGGCCUCAAGUGGCGCAAGGUGGGGCGCUCUCUGCAGCGCAGCUGCCGCGCGCUGCGGGACCCGGCGCUGGACUCACUGGCCUAUGAAUACGAGCGCGAAGGGCUGUACGAGCAGGCCUUCCAGCUGCUGCGGCGCUUUGUGCAGGCCGAGGGCCGCCGCGCCACGCUGCAGCGCCUGGUGGAGGCGCUCGAGGAGAACGAGCUCACCAGCCUGGCGGAGGACUUGCUGGGCCUGGCGAAUCCUGAGGGCAGCCUGGUCUAGGCCGAGUACCAGAGAAAGGGGAGGUCGGUCAGUUGCCCAGUCAAGGUUUGGAGCACCUGGAUGACUGUAGGGUGCCUUCUGCUGCUACUGCUGACCUCUUGUCCACCAUGCGACUCUGAGACCACACUUAGCAACCCCACUUAGCUGAGCUGCUGGAGCUGCUGCGCAGAGAUGAUGGCGGCCCUCUCCAGGAGUCAGACAAGCACCCACCAUGUCUGAGGGGUGCCACUGGGCGUUGUGUUCUAGAUACUAGGAUAGAGACAGUGAAUGGGUCUCUAUCCUAGUAUCUCGAACAGGCGUGCUGCAAGGUCUGCUUCACCUUCUUCCACCCUAGAAGAAGGGCUUUCAGCCAGACUUUACCUCUUCAUUCAUUAUUAUUCAUUAAGGACCUGCUGUAUCCUAGGCAUCAUCCUGGGUGCUGCAAAUACUGUGGUGAACAAAACACACAAUUCUUGUCUGUCGUCAGUUCACACUCAGUGUGCAACUCUGAAUAUAAAGUAAUAAAAUACUACCCAUUUUUUGGAUGUGAAAAA